GUCGACUGGUGCGACAGCAUGCUCGAAGACAUGUGCGAGGACUUGGAGAGCAUAGACCACUCGAUUCGCGACUCCGAACAGGCGGACUUCGAGGACGGGUUCGACGACUGGGACUGGGUCGACAGUGAGAUGCAGCGCGAAGCCGAGGAAGAUGCGCGUGAGAGAGUACAGUGGAGCAAAGAAAUGGAAUUCCAGAAUGAAUACCGCCAGCGUCUCGCCAACAUGACGGUGAAGUACCUGAACAUGCAAGGUAGCGAAAUCCACACCUCGAAGCCUUAUCCACUCUGCCAUGUCGAACCGUGCGAAUCUUCCCGGGAAGCCUGGCUGCACACUUUGCACGAAGGAAACAGCCCAGAUCGCUGUCUCUCCCUGCGCCAACUACGUCUCAGACGACAAGAAAUUAAGAAGCCUAUCCUGGCGGAAACGCUGCAACAUCGCAGCGCCAGGGAAGUCUUGCUUCACGAUUUGGACAGCGGUCCUGCAGGACCCAUCCCCCUCGACACCACGAAGCUGGUCUUGGGCGGGGACGUGAUCACAGACACCUGGAGCUGGCGUGAACUGUUGGGUCACAGCUUGAGCAACGACGUCGUGCACGUGCAAGUUGUCUACAUCUCAGAGAAAGCCACAGGAACUCGCGCAGAGCCGAUGCUGCACUUCCAUUCAGUGAACGGCGAGCUGGCUCACAGCUGCCCCGUGCAUGCUUGCGCCAGCCCGUCCAGCGACCUGGGAAUCGAAGAAACGCUGAGAAUCUACUUGCACCAACAGACAGGCACCCCGCGCUACCGAACCCAGUUCGUCAUCGGCCAAAAGAAAGCAGACAACAGCCGUCCCUGGAGAAGAUUGGUCCUUUGCUCUAUGCUACAAAGACAUCUCGACAUCCAGGUCAUCGUCCGAGCAUAUACUCAAGAAGGAUUUGAGCACCUCUUAGACGCAGUGAGAAGGCAGGAUGCCAAGCGGGUCAAGAACGUCCUGGAAGCUUUUGCAGAUCCCAACAUGUGUAUGAGAAGAAGAGACAUCGAGCCUAUGUAUGCUCAACCGCUACAGCUGGCUGUCCACUUGGAAGACCACGCAGUCGCCAAGAUGCUUCUCUUUGCAGCGGCAGACGUCAACAAGCGGAUCGGGCAGCAAGUCGACACUCCCUUGCUUACUGCCAGCCGAAACCAGGACUUGAAUAUGAUGCAGCUUCUCUUAUACUCCCACGCAAACCCCAACCUCUCAGACGUGCUGCAAAACCCACCCUUGGCGGUUGCCACACACAACCAAAAUCUGAAAAUGGUGCGGCUGCUCCUAUGCUCCCGCGCCGAUCCCAACCUCAGAAAUUAUAGGGGAGACACACCGUUGCACCACUGCAUCAACCAUGGCAACACCGGCGCCAUCUCUUCCAUGGCUAUGCUACUCCGAUUUCGCGCUGACCCUCGCGUCGAAAAUCGCUGCGACAAGCUGACGCCGCUAGGCUUGGCAGUCCAGUGGGGCCAAUCCAAACCAGCUCGACUGCUGCUGAAGCAUCGUGCCCUCUUGCACGAGAAAGCAGCGUCCCGCAGUGCUUUGCACAUUGCUGCCGAGAAAGGCAGCGCAGCAUUUCUGCGGCUGCUAGUCGAAGCUAGAGCUGACGUCAACACAACCAACGCCAGCGGCCAAGAAAAGAAUGCGAUCCGGUACUGCAAGAAGGGAUGGAGGGCCCUCUUGAGCUUCUGCUGUGAAAUGUUCAGCUUUGACGAAAUCCGUGCUACUGCACCAACCUACAGCGCCGACAAGAAGAGCAGCAGGAAAAUGAGAGGGAGAAGCCUGCAGAUCCCCGGAGUGAGCCACGAGAAAGAAACUGAGCAGCAAGCAAAGGCAGGACAGCUUCUCAAGUGCUUAAUCAUUGACUUCUUGAGUUCCUUCACCGAGCUUGCUCGCAGCGUUUCGGACGCAGCCCUGUAG
Molecule: messenger RNA, 1923 nt
Organism: Symbiodinium natans
Lineage: Eukaryota; Dinophyceae; Suessiales; Symbiodiniaceae
Source: the annotation of a GenBank genome assembly